AUGUCAAGUGUCAUUGGUGAUUUGGGUAAAGUCUCAGGAGGAGGCCAUGUCAACCUGGGAUGGCUGAUUGGACGCCCGAUCGUCGCAUCAAUCGCCAUGGCGAUAUUGACGCCCAUUGUCACCAAGUGGGGUUUUGCACCUUUCUUCCGUCGAUUCAUCGAGUACCAUUUCGCGCGGUUUGACCACAUCUCCAACAUCAUCCUGAUGAGUCUAGUUUUAUCAGCAUUCAUCUCGAUAGCUGCCUUCACAGGCACAUCUAUUCUGUUUGGCGCUUUUCUCGCAGGCAGUUUCCUCACUUACCUUCCGAGCAAGCAUGCUGAGGGUCCAUUUGUGGUCAUGAGCCGUGAGGAGGGUGAGCGCGAGGCGGACAAAAGCCCGACUUUUGUUCAUACAUUCGAACGAUAUCUCCUUGGCCCACAGGAAUAUCUCAUGGAGCCUCUGUUUUUUUGCAAGUAUUGGCUUUGCAAUUCCAUUUGUGCAGCUGUGGACGGGGAAGCGGAUUUGGAGGGGCGUGGUCUAUACCCUCUCGAUGGUUUUUGCGAAGCUUGUCGUCGGGAUCUGGUUGCAAGCCUGGAAGUUGGUCCUGGGCGAAAAGCCCCAGAAAACACGGGAAUCCUCUGA
This is a messenger RNA of Monascus purpureus, 621 nucleotides long. The record is from the annotation of a GenBank genome assembly. Lineage: Eukaryota; Fungi; Ascomycota; Eurotiomycetes; Eurotiales; Aspergillaceae.